CGGCGUCCCCCGCCCGGCCGGGGCUCGGAGCCUUCCCGUGAGGGCGACCGAGCGCCCUCCCUCCUCCGGCGCCUCGGGGCCGGCUGGGGCGAGGAGGAGGAGGGGCCGGGCGGACAUGGCCAGCCGUGAUAAGUGGGAACGCCUGAGGCCGCUGCAGCCGGACACGCUGCGUGUGAGUGAGCCACCAGUGAUCAACCUGAAUGAGCACAAAGAUGCACAGCUUGUGAAAAAAACUGUGGAAGGCAAAAGGCCACGAUUUGAUGCAUCCUUGGUGCUUUUGACACGAAGAUUUAUGGCUCUUCUCAAAAAAGCUCCAGACGGUGUUCUUGAUUUAAAUGAAGUAGCAACAACACUUGGAGUACGAAAACGAAGAGUGUAUGACAUCACCAAUGUGUUGGAUGGAAUCGACUUAAUUCAGAAAAGAUCUAAGAAUCUUAUCCAGUGGAUAGGUUCUAAUCUUGACCAAGUUGUUGGAAAAGCACCAGAGCAGCAAAACCUUAAAGAAGAACUUUCUGACUUGUCAGCCAUGGAAGAAGCUCUGGAUGAAUUAAUCAACAAUUGUGCUCAUCAGAUAUUUGAACUAACAGAUGACAAAGAAAAUGCAAAACUAGCUUAUGUUACAUACCAAGAUAUCCGAAGCAUUCAGACAUUUCAAGAACAGAUUGUGAUUGCAAUCAAAGCUCCAGAGGAAACCAAAUUGGAAAUACCAGUUCCUAAAGAUGAUCACAUAGAAGUACAUGUGAAGAGCACAAAAGGACCCAUUGACGUGUAUCUAUGUGAGGUGGAAAAAGAGAAGCCAGGUGCCAAAACUUGUGAAGAUAUGGAUGCUGUCACUUCUGAAAUUGAACCAUCAGUUUCUCCUGAUGAAGUGAGAUCUCCGAGGGAAGAAAAAAACUCUUCUGAGAUGCCAGAUUAAUUACAACAUAAAAAUCCAAUACAAUCUAUAACCUGUGUUAUAGAACUUUUCCAAAGCUGCUUGGAUCUGCAAACUUCAUAUCCUGAAACGUUCCAAAGUGUUUUAAAAAAAACCAGCUGUGGAUUGAUUCAGUGCUUUCAUAGGAUUACUUAUCUUACCAAGUCAAAAGACAGCAGUUCCUGGAAUUGCUUUUAGGAGCCUUGUUUUCAUAAUUGCAUGUGAUCUACAGAGCUUUGGGAAAAGGGUAUUUUACCUUAUAAUUUUAAUUGACAAAAACAUAGGUAAUUAAUUGCUUCUAAAAAUGAAGGUUGGAAAACUAUUCCUGGAGCAGUCCACAAUCUGUGUGAGAAUGUGUAAAAUGAAGAAAUGCACUUUCAGUUCUGAGUUCUGCACUACUAAGCAGGAUUGUCAAUUACAAGUUUAGCAAAGAAGUGGUGUAUAGGAAGCUUUUGCUAUAAGGAACAAGAUGUAAAUAUCCUGAGAGUUAUGCCUUAGACUGUGUAGGUGCUGUUUGCAUUGUUUGCAUCCAGCUCUGCAUGAACUAUGGUAUCAACACUGAAGUGAAAUAACUGGGCUUUGUGUACAUACCUGUAUCAUGUCUAGGUAGUUACUGAUGUAGAUUUAUUGAGAUAGUUUGCAUUUCAGCCUUUGUACAGCAAAGAAAUAAAGUAAGCUUACAAAAAUAUGAAAUAGUCUAAUAAAACAGGUUGGGUUGCCUUUGUUGGAAUUCACUGUGUAACUGCAAACAUUUUAAAUUAUGCGAAAAUUUAAAAUCUGUUUUACCUGGUGCUGGCAGCUAACAGCUCUGCAUCUUGCGAUGCCACAAUCCCGUAGCAAUUUUCAGGAGAAAUGUUGUGAUCAAUAACUACUUAAGUUGGUCCAUUCCAGUUUCCAGAGUGUACAUAUGGCUGAGCUUCGGCUGAGUAUCAUGACGUCUUUGUGGCUCAGCUUGCAAAAAUACAUAAAAUACUUAAUAACUCUAUCUGUAUUCAUCCAGCUUUAGUAUCCGUAAAAUGAAACUGCGGCGUUUUGAUACUGGGUUUUCUAAGGGAGUGAACUGUCACUAUACAAAUGCCGUGCUGAAAAUGCCGUGCAGUACUGAAAAGUGACACCAUAGGUUUCAGGGCAUUAAGGGGGUGUGUUGGCUGGUUUGUAUUUAAAUUGGAAGUCCAAGUCCUUGUUUUCCUGAUCUCACAGCAUCAACAACUAUGCAUCUACUCACAACUGGGAAAAAAACCAAGUGCAAGCUUGUGUUAGAAAGUAAUCUCGACUUCUUACAUAUGGGCUACCACCUUCCAGCUCCAGAAUACAGGACUUCAAUAUUGGAUACUAUUUUUCUGUCUCUGUAAAAUGCAAACUACAGGCUGAGUUGUUACAAUAAUAAAUACAAGCAAAGUGACAGCACAAUUAAUACAUAUAUCACAGUAAAUAUGGGGAAUGUGCUCCUUCAGUGAAUCUGGAAGUGACAGUAAGAGCAUCUUUUUGUACAGAAAGAUUGUCCUUCAGUGGCUGGCUUCUUUCCAGAUGGCAAACUCUCUAUUUGAUUUUUUACAUUGCUGUUGUGCUUUGGUGGGGACGGAGGUCUGUGCUGAAGAGAAGUAUUGAUUCCCCUACACUGGUUCAACAACUCAGGACAAUGUUUGCCAUAAAACAAAACAGCACUAACAACUAAUACUGAAUGUUCUGUGUUACAGUGGGAUUUUAUUACAUGUUCAUAAAAUCUUGGAAUGGUUUGGGUUGGAAGGACCUUAAAGAUCAUCUAGUUCCAACCCCCCUGCUGCAGGCAGGUUCACUUUCCACUAGAUCACAGAAUGAUCGCUUAAGUUGGAAAUGACCUUCAAGACCACUGAGUCCAGCCUUAACUGCCAUGUUAACUAGGCCAUAGCACUAAGUGUCAUGUCCAGUCAUUCCUUGAACACCUCCAGGGAUGGUAAAUCCACUGGCUCCCUGGUCAGUGUGUUCCAAUACUU
Molecule: messenger RNA, 2886 nt
Organism: Neopelma chrysocephalum (saffron-crested tyrant-manakin)
Lineage: Eukaryota; Metazoa; Chordata; Aves; Passeriformes; Pipridae
Gene: E2F6
Product: E2F transcription factor 6
Exons: 7
Coding region: 116-916 (266 amino acids)
Biological process (GO): regulation of transcription by RNA polymerase II
Cellular component (GO): RNA polymerase II transcription regulator complex
Molecular function (GO): DNA-binding transcription factor activity, RNA polymerase II-specific; RNA polymerase II cis-regulatory region sequence-specific DNA binding; protein dimerization activity
Source: RefSeq, a predicted model, not a curated record